This is a messenger RNA of Linum trigynum, 1664 nucleotides long. The record is from the annotation of a GenBank genome assembly. NCBI's taxonomy places the organism in Eukaryota, Viridiplantae, Streptophyta, Magnoliopsida, Malpighiales, Linaceae.
UUCGAUUGAGGUUGAAUGAUUGAAUGACUUGAAUCCUGAUCAAAUUCCUGUUGUUUCUGCUUUGACCUAGAAUAAGAAUAUCUGCCUAGCACCAGCAGAUGGAUGCCAUUUUUACCAGGAGCGGUAAGACCAUAUCUGCUGAUCUUGUCCCGGCCAGACAGGAGGAACCACUACCUGCUUCAGCACUUCCAGCCGACAAUGUAGAAGUGCGGGUGGAGAAGGAGGCCCCUGCUCCCAAGCCACAACCAGUGGUUAAGGAGCAUGUACCCCAGCUUCCCUUCCCCACUUUCCUACACAAAGACAAGCUGGAGACUGAGUUUGCCAAGUUUAUGGCAAUGUUGAAGCAGCUCAACAUCAGCAUACCGUUCGUGGAGGCACUGUCGAAGAUGCCCAAGUAUGCCAAGUUCAUGAAAGGUCUCCUCACCAACAAGAAGAAACUUGGGGAUCUCUCGACAGUGUUGCUGAGCGAGGAGUGUUCUGCUAUCCUGCAGAACAAGCUGCCCGAAAAGCGCAAGGAUCCAGGGAGUUUUACUAUCCCUCUUACUAUUGGCAGCAUGCAUGUAGGCAAGUCCUUGGCGGACCUAGGCGCUAGCAUAAAUGUCAUGCCUUACAAGUUGUACAAAAAGCUAGACCUAGGUGAACUUAGCCCUACUAGGAUGAGCAUCCAGUUAGCUGAUCGUUCUGUCGUGCAUCCUAGGGGAAUCAUAGAGGAUCUGCUAGUUAAUGUUGGUGCAUUCACAUAUCCUGUUGAUUUUGUUAUUCUUGAUAUACAUGAGGAUGUGGAUGUGCCUUUGAUUCUAGGUAGACCAUUUCUUGCCACCGCCAAGGCACUUAUUGAUGUGCAUGAUGGUAAACUGAUCCUGCGUGCUGGGAAUGAACAGGCUACUUUUUAUGUGACUGUAUUUGAUCACUGUGCUAUGAUUGCUGUCACCCCUGUGCAUGCUAUGUCUGAUCAGGUACACGAGCCUGUUGUGUACCCUUCUGCACCUCUUAUUUUGCAGGACCCUCCUAUUAUUCCUUCGCCGCCACUCCAUCCAGCCUCACCUCCGAACAAAAAGCUCAAGGAGGAGUGGCGGCCGAAGCAGCGGGUUGCUAAGCCUGCACGGAAGAAGAGUGGAGACCACUAUGAGCUGGUCCCACCUCUGGCACCACGACCACCCUGGCCGUCUGGGUACUCACUCGCCUGCAUCUUGCCAGAUGGCGAGGUCGAGCUGACCGAUGAUGGUGGUCGCAUCCGUCGGGUGCAUGGACACAACCUGAAGCUGUACCUCAAGAGCGACGUGGAUGCGCUCUUGGAGGCACCUGUUCCUGCACCGCCUUGAGUAUCCACCAUGGGCGUCCAGCUAAAAGACGGUAAAGAAGCGCUUGUGGGGAGGCAACCCCACCACGGUUUGAUUUUCUUUCUUGUGUUUUGAGUCGGAUUGUAAACCAGUUUGGUUUUGGUUUGUUUUCUUUUGUUUUGGAUGAUGUCUUAUUGGGCUGACAUUGGACCUAACCUAUUGUGUUGAGAUCUUCGGUUUCCUCUAGCUGUGCUUGUCUUGACUGGUUCUCUAUCCAGUCCGCUUCACUACGACUGGUCCGCUUCCAGUCUCCUGCAGUCCGUGCAUACCAGUAACAUCGUUCCCUUUUCCUUCCCUCUUCUCCAAUAAUUACACAUGUUUUUA